Adineta ricciae is the source of this 645-nucleotide messenger RNA. The record is from the annotation of a GenBank genome assembly. NCBI's taxonomy places the organism in Eukaryota, Metazoa, Rotifera, Eurotatoria, Adinetida, Adinetidae.
AUGAUUCCUCCGACCCCUUCAACAACAAAGAAGCCAACAACAACAACAACAAUGAAAACAACCACAAGAUCAUCCUUUGAUAUCGGUUGUUUCUUUGAGAAAACCGAUGUUACACUUGCAGAUGGUUCCACUCGUCGCUUAGACUUAUUACAAGUUGGCGAUGAAGUUCUCGUUCAUCAUCCAUCCGGUCGAAUUCAACCCAGUUCAGUUCUAACAAUUUUUCGUCAUCAGCGUUCAUCCGUUCGAUUAUUGGAUAUCUAUACAACUGAUCAGCAAUAUCCACUUCGUCUUACUCCAUCACAUUCAAUUUUGACAAGAAAAUCUCACAAUAAACAAUCAUCUUUUCAUUACGAUCUCGCAUCCGAGAUUCAAAUUGGUGAUUUCGUUUUCUCGUCGACGUUUCAAUCGUUGCAAGUAACAAACAUUCAAGAAGUUCUCCUCCUCAACCAAACAAUUUCAACACCAUUAACAUUCGAAGGAAAUGUAAUCGUAAACAAUGUGAUUGCUUCAUGCUAUGCCACGUAUUCUCAUCAGUUCAUGCAUUUGUUAACAACACCGAUUCGAUAUUGGUAUCAAUUGGGAACAUUUCCUCAAUUGAAUACUUUCAUAGUGAAUGCAAUAGAGUUUUAUUCGAAGAUCAAUUGA